AUUCCAUUUCCGGUUUCAACAUAACUCACAAAGUAUCAGAAUGGACGUCAAUUUAAGAUAUUUUGCCACUGUAGUACCAUAUAUCUUAUGAUUUUAUGCUUAAAAUCUUAAACUCCAACUACUAAAUAUGAAGGGAGAAGAAAGCUAAACUUUUAGAAAAAUUUUAUUUGCUAAUGAAUUACCCGCUGAAAGUAGAAAGUGAGUAAAACUCACUAAUACAUUAAACUUAUUUAAGAUCUUUUUAUUAUUUUAUUGAAAAAAUAGAAUCAACAGCUUUUAAAUGAAGUUAUUGCUACUUCUUUGCAAGACUCAGAUUUGGUCUAUACAACGAAGAAGCAGCUAAUUUAGAAACUAAAAAUAUUGCUAUUUCUAUUUUAUAUCAUUCCUGUUUGGAUAUUUUUACGAUAAGUUUAAACUAAGUUGCUAACUUCUACAUUAUCUAUCUAAUAUUUAGUGUUAUUACUGACCGUCGUUUCAAAAUUAAUUGGCGCUUAUAUGACGAGAAUAUUUCCGUACGAAAUGUUUUAUUUGCAAUUUUAAUAAGAAUUUAAUCUUUCAAUAGUAACUAGUCCGUUGAUAUUUUAUAUAUGUUCGAAUCAAGGUACGAAAAUACUUUUAGUUUGGUAAUAGAACCGCAGUAAAUAUAACAAUAUGGCGCCGGCCAAGACAGAAUUAUUGUUUAUCGACACAUUUUCUCAUAGCUCAUCAGAUGCGAUCAAUUUGGAUUUAAUACAAUUCAUAAGACCGGUGGUAGUUAAAGAAGUAAGAGUUAUUCCGCUUGGUACUCGGGUCCAAGCCGAUAUACCGGGAGGCAUUCGUUUAGGUGCAACGAAUCCUUCUCAAUUCGAUUUGGAUAUAUUUGUAAAUAAUUUGAAGGAACAGACCUCAACAUUUGAAAAAUUCGGAAAUAUCAAAUAUAAAGCAAAUGUAAAUAUUCUCUUCGAAGCUGAUGGAGAGCCUAUACCAACCGAUGGCUUGGUAAUUCGGGGUAUUUACACGACUAUAACAUUGGCUGUCUACGGAAAUGAGACUAUUCAAACACGAUCCGUAUCACCGCCUAUUCAACAACCGAAGGUUAGAGCCCCUGAUGUCCUCACCACUCGACCUGUUGGUGGAGGAAUUAAUCGUCCAGAUAAUUUAACAAAGCCACCCAUUGAUCUACCUGGGGUCAAUCAAAAAGUAUCAGAAUGGCUCUCAAUGGCCCCUUCACCUCAACCAUCCCCAACCAGACCCAUCUCACCACACAAUAAUGAUCAAAGGCAUGUAGCAUCCACUGCUGUCUCCCAAAAUGCUCAGUCUUCACCUAAUGAUCCUCCACCAUCAAUACCAAUCGAAUCUACUGGACAAGUUCAUGAUCCCAGGGCUUCUAGAGCCCGAAUGGAAGAGGCUAUGCCAAUUACAGUUGUUACAAGUAUGCGCAUUGGUAAAACUGAGCCUGUUCCAAAUCCAACACUAAACGAAGUAACGGACGAUACGGAACCGGGAGAAAUUCCUGAGGAUAUCGAAAUGGUCUCAGAUGAAGAAUGUCAAAAAGGCUAUGAAACUAUUUCGUCCGGUGAAGAUAAUUUAUCAGAUUUAAAUGGUGUUCCAUCCCGUAAACAAUUAACUGAUAUGGACGUAAGCGGUUUAGAUAUUGUUGAUAGCGAAGGAUGGACCUAUGGAGUUGCUAGUUUCAACCCUUAUCAAUUUCAAUUGGUACCCCUUGAAGCAUUUUCAGAUCCGGCUCUAACUCCUCAUGAAAUUGCGGUACAUAAGCUAAAUGACAACAAAUCAUUAUCCUGCCAAGAGGCUGAUAGGAUAUUACAAUAUAUCCAGAAAACUGAAGGAUCUGACGCUGAUUGGGUAGAUCGUAUGGAACAGGUUACAGAUAUGUUAGUUCCUGGACUCGCCCAUCUUAUGAUAACUGAAUUCAAAAAUCAAGUUUUGGAUUGCUUGUGUGAAUGGGCAUUAAGAGGAUUAGACACUGAUUCGGCAAGUCGUCAACCUGUUACUCACAUGGUCCGACAUUUAAAAGCUGGUAUUCGAUUGUGUGGAGCUCUUUGUGCAUGCCAUGAUGAUAUUGCGUUCCGUCUAUUACAUCGCGACGUACAACAUCAGCUUGUGCAACUACUCGGUAGAAGGGAAAUGGCGUCGUCGAUAAAAUUGUUAAUUCUCCGUUCUUUAGAUCAAACAACAAGGGUAAAAGAUGGUCUUUUAUGGUUUAUUGGUGGUCAUCCAAUACAAAAGAAAGUUGACAAAUGCGUUUACGCUGAGCUAAUUGAACAAGUUAUUGAUGAUAGACAUGAUCAAAGAGUUCUUAAAGCUCUAAGUGCUUUAUGCAACAAAUUAAAUUUAUAUGACUCUCUCCACGCUCUGAAUGAUAAUGUUAGACUAACAAUAGCUCAAACUGAGGAGGCUUUACAAAAAGUUGUUGAUAAAGAAGAUGAAGAAUUUAUUAUAGAGCCCCUGCAAGACGACGUUGUUCAAAAAAUUGUUACCUGUCUUGAACAUAUGACAAGAUCUCUUAUUAAUGCGAGAUUUACUCUUUCUCAACCAUCAAGAAUUCCAAUUCGAGAAGUUUUAUACGAAGUUCAUCUACCCUCUCACGAUCCCCUACCAGAUAUUUUAAGGAUUUUCAAUAGUUCUGGAAUUCUAAAAGCUUGCAACGUAUUACUGACCAGUCCAUCCUGUACUCAACAUCCGUCUAUCAUUCUUGCAGCAAAGAAACUUAUUGAACAGUUGUGCUCCUCACAAGCUGGAUUACUAUUUCUUGCAUUCAAUCCGGAUCCUGUUAAUAGUCUAAUUAUGAGUAUUUUGCAAAGUGUAUCUAGGGACGAUAGUGAAGAAUCGAUGAGCAAUUCAUUUGUCUUACACCUAGUUUAUCAUUUGCAAAGUCUUCUAUAUGUAGAUGAAUUAAAAAUGACUAUAUCUCGGGGUGGAUACGUACUAGGAGUCUUACAUAAUCUUUUUGUUCUAACUUUGUCCCCUAUUGGAAGAGAUGCAGUUGUUCGGGUUUUGGGUUUGGAAGAUAACCUUUUACCGCUCCUUCAACUAGCCGAUAUUGGCGAAAUAGAUAAAGAAGACGUUGAACUUAAAAAGAAAGCUAUACUUUUACAUUAUGUGUUUAAUUUAAUUUUACUCGUUCUAAGACAUUCUACCAAUACCGCAUCACUACUUGAACGUCAUGGACUGUUGUUAAAUAAGCUUUCGAAAAAUGAAAUGACGAUCAUGCCAAAAAUUAAUGAAAAGAUUCACGAAAUGUCCGAAUUCUUAUCACCAAUAUCCAGCAUUCUUGAUAAACCAACGUCCUUGGAAGUUUUACCAGUUCUAUUAGAGCAGAUGAAACAUCUAGUCGAUGAUAUUGAAUGUACAAUACCAAAAGGUUUAGUAACUAUUUUACGACUUUUACAAUCAUUUCUUGUGCAACCAGUCAAUAACGAAUGGCCAGUUCAACUUGUUUAUGAGAGGGCAGUGGCCGAAAGUCAGGGAGCAAUACAUUAUCUUGCAAAUAUUGUACAAAAAUGUGCAGAUAUCACAAGAACACCUUGGUUAAAAUGUAUACCUCUUCAACCCAAUACGAAGACGCUAAUAAUAUCAACUCUAACGACGGCCUUGUCAUCGUUAACCGCUUUACUACAAAAGACGAUUAAAGCUCGGGGACUAGACUUUAAGGAUACCACAGCAGUUGAAAGUCUAUUUAACGCUCAUGCAGUGUUCUGUUCUGUUACUCCAAAUGGACACUUGAGCAAGGAGCAGCUGGAUAUACAGGAAUAUAUAGUUGCGUGUUUGGCAGCCUACACUCAACCUCUCAUUUGCGAUAACAAGGCUGUUUCUCAGUCUGUUUGGACUGGAACUCUGAAAAAUUUAUUAAAAUGGAUGCUCACAGCCCCAUAUACUAUUCUGUCUGGAUUAGUAUUACUCAGCGAAUUAUUACCUUUACCAUUGCCAAUUCAAACAAAGAAAAAUCUCGAGAAGGAUGAUCAAUAUUUAAUAAUUCAACCUAGAAAAUUAUGCAGUGCCCAUUUACUACCCUUGGACGAACAAUUACGCGAUGUUGUAAACACUUUAGCAGUGUCCAGUUGUAGUCCUUUACAACACAUUUUGAAAAGGGUGUGCUGGCAGCUAUCAGAUUUAACUGCUCCAUCUGCAUCUGUAAUGGCAACUAUUGUUUUAGAUCUGGUAGCAAAGACUAUAGAUGAUUCAGGAGGUUUAUCUAAUUCCAACUUAGUUCGCGUUCUAGAUUUAUUAGUCUUCCUUGCUGAUAAGCCAUCAUUUAAAGCAGCAGCAAUUGCACUACUUAAUGAGGAAACAUACGAAAACAUUCUGAGAAAGAUUGCGUCACUUCUCAAUGUAGUUGAUGAGCAAAAUCGUUGGCAUAGCGUUGUUCAGGAGGCAAUAAUUGGUGUUUACCAGUGUCUAUGUGACUGUGAGGUAUCUCUACUAUCGUUAGAUCAACACUCAGUCGCCGAAUGUGUAUCAAAUUCUUUGCCAUCAAAAAAGCACCUUUAUAUUAUCAUUGAAAGUAUAUUUAUGCAUAUUGGUUCGCCAGAUCAAAGUUAUACCAGCGUAAUACCAUCUUUGAAGACUUUAUAUAUUUUACUUGAACAUGACUUUGGACUAUCUCUCUUACACGAAUAUCUCGCUGAAAGAGACAGUAGCGUUUUUUAUGUUUUGUUUGACCGAAUCAAUGGAACUUUUAGUAAAGACAGUCAUGACCACAUAGCAACGCUUACAGCUGCUGUGGAAGUUCUCCAUAUGAUGGUUCAAAAUAAAAGGAAAGAUAUCAUAACGAUCAACAGAUUAAAACUUAUGCUAAACUGGCCUAAAGAGAUGCAUCCUCUUGACGAUCUCGAAAACCUACUAUCAGCGCAAAUAGAAAAACAAGAUGAAAAUUUGAGAACUCUCCACGACGCAAUGAAAGAUCUCGUUUCAAUUUUAAAAGAGGAAGAUAUGAGUAAUGAAUGGAAACCAGUAGAACUUCCAAAUCCGCUACCUUUGCACGAACUCUUUAACUUGAGAACUGUCUCCAUGUUUGCUGAAUCAGAUGAGAAUAGACUAAGUGACACUUUUUGGUUGGCAACACCCAUGGGAGGAGAGGGAGAGAGAGAAACUGUUCCCGUGAAUUUAAUUGAAAUUGUUAAUGAGCAUUUACCUGAUGUCAAACUGAAGGAGGAGCUAAUGAAGGAUACAGAUGUUGCAACAGCACGUAGAAUUCGGGCUCGUGCUCCUCGCCGUCAAAUGGAUAUGAUUAAUACCAGUAAAACGCAAGGAUCUAGUAGAGGAGCUUUCGCUGCCCCAAUGAGAGGAAGGGGAUUUGCAAGAGGCGCAAGUACUCGUAACGACCUAUUUCGUUCAAGGCCACCAAAUACUUCGAGACCGCCAUCUAUGCAUGUCGAUGACUUUAUUAAGAUGGAAAAUUCUGAAAGUGCUCCAGAUGAUGCUACUGUAAUGCCUCCACCUCCAACAAUAACUACUACUCCCGACCGUCCGAGAUCAAUAUAUCCUGGACCAUCAUCGGUUGGCUCAGGGUAUCGACGAGAAGAUCCACAACAGUGGAGAUCAAAGACCUACGCAUCAUCUGAUUCAAAUCACUAUUCAUCGAUAGACACUCGGAACUUUGGGCAGAACUAUUUGUAUAACAAAUUCGUAAUUAAUCCACAAACACAGACGCCUAAUUCACCGUAUAGCCGAAGAACAGAUGCUCGAAACUAUAUGCGUCCUGUUCCUAAGUGA
Messenger RNA from Dimorphilus gyrociliatus, 5712 nucleotides. NCBI's taxonomy places the organism in Eukaryota, Metazoa, Annelida, Polychaeta, Dinophilidae. The record is from the annotation of a GenBank genome assembly.